GCUGGGCACAUGCACAGUGGAUGCCAUCAGGGGAUCUCCAGGCCAGGCAGCACCUGGACUUGACCCCUCUCUUGAGAUGCCCAGUGUGCCACAGAGCCUGAGCGGCAAGGCAGCGUCCAUAGGAAAACACCUACCCGUCCGCCCAGCAGCAAUGGGGACCGGGACAUGCCAAGGAUACACAUCUGGCCCACCCCGAUGGAGGCAGCCGCAUCGGAGGGCUGCCUUGCCCCAGGGUGGAUAGAAAGCCUGGGGGUUGAGCCAUGGGACGGGGCACUGGGGUCUGUCCCCAAAGCCCUGAGCAGCUUUGCAGAGGUGCUCAGUGCAGUAUUGCCUGUCCUGGCUGCCUCCUGAAAUACCGCGGGCAUCCCUGAAAUAAUGGCAGGCCUCAGUCGGGGACAGGCACCUCCUAGGGAUGCCAGGGCAAACUUUCAACCUGUUAUGUUGCGUACUAAUUACAUCUUGCAUGGGAUUACCCACCCGGAUGGGGCUUUCCAUGGCGCAGGGCCCAGCUUUUUGGCACGUCCCAUGUGUCUUCUAGGGAUGCCCCAGCCCAGCUCCAGGUGCCUGCAGACCUUGCAGCCAAAACCCCUGCUGAUUGCUAAUUAGCCUCAUUAGGGCAAAGGAGGGGAUGUACCCUGUUUGCCUAGAAGUCCAGGUUGCCCUACAGUGCAGCCCAGGGAUUUCUUACAGUGGCAGUGUGGGCAGGGAGCAGUGCAGUCACCCAUGGGCAGGGUGUCAGGGGGGAUGCUGGGUGCACUUUGGGGCUGCGUGGAGCAGUCUUAGGGGGAGAGGAGCAGCUUGCCUCCAGCCAAGGGGGUCGACCAUGGACUUCUGGCAGGGCUUUGUUGCAUGCAGAAAAGAUCAUUUUUCAAGACAGUUUUAAGUCUUAAGUGGUUUCACCUCAGAGAGAUGCUCAGUUGGGGCUGAGCUGAAAUAUGCCUUGUUUUGCUCUUAAAAAGAGCAGCCUCCUGUUCAGCAGACAAGCAGCUCUGGCUGGGACAUGGAAAGGACCAGGGCGGGGUGGCCCAGUGCCUGUGGGCUGGAAAGGGCUGGCUAACAGGCGAGGUGGAGGGGUGCAGGCAGGGGCUGCCACCCUGGGGCUAGGCAGCCAAGUACAGUGCAGAGGCAGCUCCUCGCUGGGAGCUCUGGAAACCUUGUUUGGCAGGAGGGAGUAGGGUUAUUUAUAGCAGGAGAACAACGAGCCAUACAUGGCCAGGGAGUGAUGAGGCGGCUGGCUGCCCAUCUUCAGAGAGCUGCAUCCCCGAGGGGCCUUUCACAGGUGCUUCUCUCACCUGCUUGCCCAGAGGGACCUGCUGGCAAGGAGGGAUGCUGUGAGGAGGGACACUGAAGCAAGCGAUGGAAAGAAAAGCACCUCCCGCCUCCGUGGUCAAGGAGGCAAGGGGGUCUCCAGGCCCAAAAAGUCAGAGUCCCCUUGCUGUGCCAAGCACUGCCCCAGGGUGUCUGGUGAUCCUUCUCCCAGCCAUGUCCCAGGCAGGGUGAGAGCAAGGUGGAGAUGGGUCCCAAGAGGGCAGGUUUGGACUGAGACCUUGCUAGGCCUAGGCUUGAGCUAUGCAAGAUGCUGCUGCUCAGACUUGCACCCAGCGUGCUUUUAGGACAGGAACCAGCAGGUCUUUUAGCUGCAACAAUCUCCCUUGAAAUGGCUGGUCUGGGGCUGUCAGAGGGGCUCUCUGGUCCUCCAGGCUUCACCAUCUCCCUCCUUGCCUGCAGUACGGCAUUGUGCUGGAUGCUGGUUCCUCCCACACAGCCAUGUUCAUCUACAAGUGGCCUGCAAACAAGGAGAAUGACACCGGGGUGGUCAGCGAGCACAGCAUGUGUGACGUGGAAGGUCCAGGUAUCUCCAGCUACAACAUCAACCCUCCGAGUGCUGGGCAAAGCUUAGUCCAUUGCCUGAACCAGGCUCUGAGAGAUGUUCCCACGGAGAAGCAUGUGAGCACUCCGCUCUACCUGGGUGCCACAGCUGGCAUGCGCCUGCUCAACAUCACAAACCACCAGGCCUCAGAUGCUGUCCUCAACGCUGUGUCGGCCAUGCUGAAGUCCUACCCCUUCGAUUUCCGUGGGGCAAAGAUACUGUCGGGGGAAGAGGAAGGGGUGUUUGGCUGGGUCACAGCAAACUAUCUCCUGGAGAACUUCAUCAAGCGUGGCUGGCUUGGGGAAUGGAUCCGGCCCAAGAAGAAGACCCUGGGGGCCAUGGACCUCGGGGGCGCUUCCACACAGAUCACCUUUGAAACCACGGACACUAUCGAAGACCCCAACAACGAGGUUAUGCUGAAGCUGUAUGGCCAGGCAUACAAAGUGUACACCCACAGCUUCCUCUGCUAUGGAAGAGACCAGGUCCUCAGGAGGCUGCUCUCAAAGCUCCUGCAGGCUGGGAACUACCAAGCAACCAUCUCCAAUCCCUGCUGGCCCAAGGGCUACCACAAAAACCUGUUACUGAGCAGCAUCUAUGACACCCCCUGCACAGAGAAGGAGAAGCCUGGCAUUCCCCUCAGCACUUCCGUCACCAUGGUCGGCACUGGCAAUGGGAGCCUCUGCGCUCUCUAUGUCAGCAAGCUCUUCGACUUCACCACCUGCUCCUUCUCUCGCUGCUCCUUUGAUGGCAUUUUCCAGCCUGAUGUUUCAGGAAACUUCAUCGCCUUCUCUGCCUUCUUCUACACGGUGGACUUUAUCCAGACAGUGAUGGGGAGACUUGUGCGCUUGCCCAGCGACCUGAAGGAUGCUGCCGAGACCAUCUGUGCCACCAGUUGGAGUGAGCUGCUCCAGAAAGCCCCCAAAAUGGAGAAGAGGCUGCCAGAUUACUGUGCUAUCAGCAUGUUUGUUUAUUUGCUCACCACCAAAGGCUACAGCUUCAACAACCAUUCCUUCCCCAACAUCGCCUUCCAGAAGAAGGCAGGAGAAACCUCCAUCGGCUGGGCUCUGGGCUACAUGCUGAACCUCACCAACAUGAUCUCGGCAGAGGAGCCUGCUUCCCACAAAAGCAUGUUGUACAACAACUGGGUCACCCUUAUCCUGCUCUUUGUGGUUGCCACCCUGACAGCACUGGUAACUGCUGUCUGCCUGCUUCGGCGCAGCAAAUCCAGCGCAAUCUAACCUCAGGGACAGGACAGGCCUUGCUUGCAGGACCCAGCACCAUCCCUCCUGUUGGUGUCUCCACAGCCUGAAUACGUGGGAUGCAGCUGGUGCUUAGAGACAUCCUCUUCUGACACCUGAUGCUGUCUGUUACAGAAGGAAAGCUGUCCCUUUUUGCACUCCCCUUGCUUUCAAGUUGCAGAAAGGAGAGGACAAAAGAGAACUGCUGACCCUGCAGAGCUCCUCCCCUGCAGGAGGAGAACAUCUUAAGGGUUUCCCAGUGCUACUCAGGGAUGGAUCCCGGAGCAGGCUUGAGACUUGGAAAACCAGAUCUGGGGUGUCUCUCUGCCACCAGGCCUGGGCUGGACUGGGCUAAUGGAGUCCAGACAACAGCAGGAGAUUUUAUUCUUAUCUGGGUGGGUAGGGAACACUGCUUAUGCUAGUCCUCAUAGCUGAUGUCACUAGCUCACCCUGGAGCUCCAGCCCAGUCCUUCAGAGGAGCUCUGGGCAUCACCUAGGAACUUCUGCUCUCUUCCUGGUGGAUGCACAAACUCCAGUGACCUUGCUGAGGGCUACACUGUGGGCCUGGACUUCCAUCUGCCUCAGCACAGAGGCUUCAGGUAGAUGUUUAACUACAAUCAGAAGAUGGGAGCAGGCAGCUUCCCAGCUCCCCCAUUCAGCAACCAGACACUGUGUCUUCCUCAUUCCUGUGUUUCCUAAACCAGUCUCCCUACUCGGCACCUCUCUGUCACAGGGCAAGGCCUAAAAAAACCUCUCCCUGCAGGAGGGAGAAGAUCUUUGGGGCCCCCUGGUGGCUGAGCCAGCACAGAGCUAGCAGACUAGCUCCAGAGCAGGGCUUUGCGCUGCUUUAGGAUUUAAGCCUUGCAUCACCAGCCAAGCCAGAUAGCUGGGAGGGUGUGCCUUCAUUUCCAAAUGAAUAAAAACAGGGAUGUGGGAAUGUGCAAAGGGUUAGGUUUUUUUUUUAAUAAUCGAAAAUAAAUUUUUGUAAUCAUUCCUAA
Molecule: messenger RNA, 4106 nt
Organism: Struthio camelus australis
Lineage: Eukaryota; Metazoa; Chordata; Aves; Struthioniformes; Struthionidae
Source: RefSeq, a predicted model, not a curated record